Messenger RNA from Sesamum indicum (sesame), 909 nucleotides. Lineage: Eukaryota; Viridiplantae; Streptophyta; Magnoliopsida; Lamiales; Pedaliaceae. The record is from RefSeq and is a predicted model, not a curated record.
AUGGCUAGCGUGGAUGAGAAUUUUAUUGAUGUCUAUAUUCUUGACCUGGGUGAACAAUUCGUGCACUGUCGUAUCACUAGUAAAGCUGUUAAUGAAUCUGUUAUUGCUACUGUUGUUUAUGGUGCAACUGAGGUGAUUGACCAUCGAAUUUUGUGGACUGCACUGGAAACACUCGCCCAGCAGUGCUCAGACGUCCCGUGGUUGGUGGGAGGGGACUUUAAUGCAGUACGAGACCUUAAUGAGGUAUGUGGCAUUUCAGGAGAUAUAAGGAUGGCCACAGCAGAAUUUAAUACUGGUAUUCUGGAGGCGGGCCUGAUUCCACUUCCAAUGCAAGGUGAAUGGUUUACAUGGCAUAAUUGCAGUACAACCGCGCGGAGUUUAUGGAAGCGGUUGGAUCGGAUCCUUAUUAACGAUUGUUGGCUGGCAAGGUUCCCUACCUCAUCCUAUCAUAGUCUUACACCACGGACAUCUGACCACUCGCCACUGGUUCUACAUGGGGAUACACAACAACUUAAUGGAGGUAUGUUUCGAUUUGAUAACUAUCUGGCCCUUUCACCUGAAUUCAUUCCCAAUGUACAGAGCAUUUGGCAUCAUGAGGUUGUUGGUAUACCUAUGUAUACCGUGACACGUAAACUGAAGGCACUUAAACCGGUCUUCCGACUACAGAGGAGGAAUAAGGGGGAUUUGACGCUGAAUGUCCAAUUAGCCAAAGGUUUUCUCGAUGAGGCACAACAAUUGGUGAGCUUUGACAGACAGAAUGAGCUCUACUUGCUCCUGAAACAUUGCUGUCGAAUCGUUUAUGCUAAGGCGGCAAAACUCGAACAAAUUAUGUUGCAACAAAGAGCUAAGAUGCAGUGGAUGAAAGACGGAGACCAAUGUUCCAGGGUUUUCUUUCGGAAGAUUGCUUAG